AUGAGAGGUCAUGAUCGGAUCAACAAUUGCUUGCCGGAGGAGCUAAUCCUCGAGAUAUUCCGGCGACUUGAUACGAAACCCAGCCGAGACGCUUGCUCUCUCGUCUGCAAGCGAUGGCUAUCUCUGGAGCGACUCAGCCGAACCACCCUUCGCAUCGGCGCUUCCUUUUCUCCAGACAACUUCGUCACCCUCCUCUCUCGCCGCUUCCUUCAUAUUACCUCCAUCCAUGUCGAUGAGCGUCUCAACGUCUCCCUUCCUUCCCUCUCUCCUCCAUCCAAAAGAAAGCGUGUGAGUAACAAGUCAUCGCCUUCAUCGAGUAAACGCCGGAAUCUGACUAAUACGAGGCAUUCUGAAGCCGAGAAUGCUGAAUCUUGCAGCUUGACUGACGCGGGACUGAUCGCUCUUGCGAAUGGAUUUCCACGGAUUGAAAACUUGAGCUUGAUAUGGUGCCCUAAUGUUUCAAGCUUUGGUUUGAAUUCCCUUGCUCACAAGUGCACUUCUCUUAAAUCUCUGGAUUUACAGGGUUGCUUUGUUGGAGAUCAAGGCUUAGCAGCUGUUGGGAAGUUUUGCAAGCAGCUCGAAGAAUUAAACUUGCGGUUUUGCGAAGGCUUGACUGAUGCUGGAGUUAUCGAUCUAGUUGUUGGCUGUGCGAAGACCUUGAAGUCCAUUGGUGUUGCUGCCUCGGCAAAAGUAACAGAUUUAUCCAUGGAAACAGUUGGUUCUCACUGUAAAUCUCUAGAGAUACUGUGUCUUGAUUCUGAGCACAUCCAUGAUAAAGGAGUGAUUGCCGUAGCUCAGGGAUGCAGCCGUUUGAGAAAUCUGAAGCUUCAGUGUGUAAAUGUGACGGAUGAGUCGUUUUCCGUAAUUGGAGAGUUGUGUUCCUCGUUGGAGCGGUUGGCUUUGUAUAGCUUCCAGCAGUUUACUGACAAGGGCAUGCGGUCCAUUGGUAAAGGGUGUAAGAAGCUGAAGAAUCUCACUCUAAGUGAUUGCUACUUUGUGAGUUGCAAAGGCUUAGAAGCUAUUGCUCAUGGUUGCAAAGAACUUACGCGUGUAGAAAUCAAUGGAUGCCACAACAUUGGUACUCUUGGAAUAGAGGCAAUUGGAAAAUCUUGCCCGCGUCUCACUGAGUUGGCUUUACUAUAUUGCCAAAGGAUUGGUAACUCUGCUCUUCAGGAAAUUGGGAAAGGGUGUAAAUCUCUAGAGAUACUUCACUUAGUAGACUGCUCUGGCAUCGGAGACACCGCUAUGUGCAGUAUCGCUAAAGGCUGUCGUAAACUCAAGAAACUCCAUAUCCGGAGAUGCUAUGAGAUUGGAAACAAAGGAGUUAUAGCUGUUGGAAAGCAUUGCAAAUCACUAACCGAGCUUAGUCUGCGGUUUUGCGAUAAAGUUGGAGAUGUAGCAUUAAUCGCCAUUGGCAAAGGUUGCUCUUUACAGCAACUAAACGUAAGUGGUUGUCAUCAAAUCGGAGAUGCAGGGAUCUCAGCAAUAGCUAGAGGCUGUCCUCAACUCACUCACCUAGACAUCAGUGUGCUUCAGAACAUUGGAGACAUGUCGUUGGCUGAGCUUGGAGAAGGAUGUCCAAUGCUUAAGGACUUGGUUCUGUCUCAUUGCCAUCAUGUAACAGACAAUGGUCUGAACCAUCUUGUGCAAAGGUGUAGAGUUCUAGAGACUUGUCACAUGGUUUACUGUCCCGGGAUCACUUCGGCUGGAGUGGCUACUGUCGUCUCGAGCUGUCCACACAUCAAAAAGGUGUUGAUAGAGAAAUGGAAAGUGAGCGAGAGGACGAUAAGGAGAGCUGGAUCGGUUAUCUCUUAUCUCUGUAUGGAUCUCUAG
Molecule: messenger RNA, 1833 nt
Organism: Microthlaspi erraticum
Lineage: Eukaryota; Viridiplantae; Streptophyta; Magnoliopsida; Brassicales; Brassicaceae
Source: the annotation of a GenBank genome assembly